Cryptotermes secundus is the source of this 1738-nucleotide messenger RNA. RefSeq names its product E3 ubiquitin-protein ligase CHIP (gene STUB1). Gene Ontology annotation, cellular component: cytoplasm; Z disc. Gene Ontology annotation, molecular function: ubiquitin protein ligase activity; protein-folding chaperone binding. NCBI's taxonomy places the organism in Eukaryota, Metazoa, Arthropoda, Insecta, Blattodea, Kalotermitidae. The coding region runs from base 71 to 937 and encodes 288 amino acids. The record is from RefSeq and is a predicted model, not a curated record. Gene Ontology annotation, biological process: positive regulation of proteolysis; protein polyubiquitination; protein quality control for misfolded or incompletely synthesized proteins. The transcript is spliced from 7 exons.
AUUAAAUUUCGUUGUUGAUAUACUUAUUAAUGUAGUUCUGGAAGAAUAUCAUAUGUGUUUGUAAUUCGCAAUGAGCAAGUACAUGUAUUCUACAGCUAAUUUGUCUGAUAAAGAAUUGAAAGAUCAAGGAAACAGAUUGUUUAGCUUGAAGAAAUACGAAGAUGCAGUGUCGUGCUACACAAAAGCCAUUAUUAAAAACCCCAACAUGCCAACGUACUUCACUAAUCGGGCCCUUUGUCACCUAAAGAUGAAACGAUGGGAAGCAUCAUGUCAGGACUGUCGCCGAGCUCUUGACAUGGAUGCUAAUCUGGUGAAAGGUCAUUUCUUUCUUGGCCAGGCUCUUCUUGAAAUGGAUAACUAUGAUGAAGCAAUAAAACAUUUACAGAGAGCAAAUGACUUAGCAAGGGAACAGAAACUAAACUUUGGUGAUGACAUAGCAAGUCAGCUACGAGCAGCACGGAAAAAGAGAUGGAAUGUUCAAGAGGAGAAGAGGAUAGCACAAGAAAUUGAACUACAGUCUUACUUAAACAGGUUAAUACGAGAAGAUACAGAACGCCAAAUUGAAAAACUGCGACAAGAAAACGGCAACAACGAAUAUCAAAUACAGGAAAAAAUAAUAGAAUUCGAACAGCAUUGUGAUAACAACACAAGUGAACUGAAUGCAAUAUUUGCAAAAGUUGAUGACAGAAGGAGAAAACGUGAUGUUCCAGACUAUUUAUGUGGAAAAAUCAGUUUUGAGAUUCUACGUGAACCUGUCAUCACACCUAGUGGUAUCACAUAUGAAAGGAAGGACAUCGAAGAGCAUUUACAGAGGGUAGGCCAUUUUGACAUUGUUACAAGAGUGAAGCUAACACAAGACCAGCUUAUUCCCAACUUUGCAAUGAAAGAAGUGGUUGAUGCAUUUCUGCAAGAGAAUGAGUGGGCCUUAGACUACUGACAGACCAUGAGAAAAUGUUUUGUGGUUUAUCCUUUCAGCUAUGCGGAAGGCCACACAUCAGACAUUGUAUGGGUACACAAAAUCCAGAUAUUUACAUGAAUAUAUAGGACAUGCCACAUUUGGUUUCAGUUGUGAAAUUUGUGACAGGUCUUCGUAAUAGCUUAUUGAUACACUGAACAGACUCUGUAUACCAAAUUGUACCAAGUGUAAACAACAGUUUGUUAGUGUCAUGUAAUGCAAUAGAAGUUGGUAAAUUAUGUAAAUACCUCCUUGUGAAGAGUUUUGCAAAUUGUAUUGCUUAUUGACUUCACUGAAAUGGGAAGUUCAGUUUCUUAAUGCAGUAUAGAUCAGCUAGAAGAUAAAAAGAAUCACACUUGUUAAAAUGACAUUUCACGUGUAUACAUAAUUUAGAAAUUAGGUUUAAUUGAAAAUAAUGUUGUUGGCUUUGACAUUUCUCACAGCUGUGACUAUGAAGAAUACAAUCUUUGGAAAAACUGGUGGACUUACACCAAACUACAUGGUGUUAUAACCCAGAAGAUGGUAUUCUUGUAUUUUUGAUCCCACAUACGAGGUCAUUUUGUGGUAAAUUAAAAUAUAAUGAAACAGUUCAGAAAGAAAGUUAUGCUCAAAUUAGGCAAUUUUAAAUUUUCAGUCUGUAACCAAAAACUGUUUCAAAACAUGUGUAAUGAGUUUGAUGUUUACCCUUUAUGCAUAUCAUUUAAUCUGUGGUACAUGUUUUGACUCCCUUGAAGAGUUCUUACAAACUCUUUCAUUAACAGAAAAUUGCACUCCCACAAUAAA